CUGCGCUGCGCUGCGCUGCGCUCUGCAGCGGCGAGAGCGGAGCCGCCGCAGCCCGCCCGCCGCCGCCGCGGAUUUUGCGGGCUCGCCCGGCGCUGCCCGCCGGCGCCAUGGGAGACCGAGGCACCCGGGUGUUUAAGAAAGCGAGUCCCAACGGGAAGCUCACCGUCUACCUGGGCAAGCGGGACUUCGUGGACCACAUCGACGUGGUGGACCCCGUGGACGGCGUCGUGCUGGUGGACCCCGAGUACCUGAAGGAGAGGAAAGUCUUCGUGACGCUGACCUGCGCUUUCCGCUACGGCCGCGAGGACCUGGACGUGCUGGGGCUCACCUUCCGCAAGGACCUCUUCGUGGCCAACGCGCAGGCCUUCCCGCCGGCGCCCGAGGAGAAGAAGCCGCUGACGCGGCUGCAGGAGCGGCUCAUCAAGAAGCUGGGCGAGCACGCCUACCCCUUCACCUUCGAGAUCCCUCCCAACCUGCCCUGCUCCGUGACGCUGCAGCCGGGCCCGGAGGACACGGGGAAGGCCUGCGGUGUGGACUAUGAGGUCAAAGCGUUCUGCGCCGAGAACCUGGAGGAGAAAAUCCACAAGAGGAACUCGGUGCGCCUGGUGAUCCGCAAGGUGCAGUACGCCCCGGAGCGGCCCGGCCCCCAGCCCAUGGCCGAGACCACCCGGCAGUUCCUCAUGUCGGACAAGCCGCUGCACCUCGAGGCGUCCCUGGACAAGGAGAUCUACUACCACGGGGAGCCCAUCAGCGUGAACGUCCACGUCACCAACAACACCAACAAGAUGGUGAAGAAGAUCAAAAUCUCAGUGCGCCAGUACGCCGACAUCUGCCUCUUCAACACGGCCCAGUACAAGUGCCCCGUGGCUGCGGAGGACGCCGACGACGUGGUGGCCCCGAGCUCAACGUUCUGCAAGGUCUACACGCUGACACCCUUCCUCGCCAACAACCGGGAGAAGCGCGGGCUGGCGCUCGACGGCAAGCUCAAGCACGAGGACACCAACCUGGCCUCCAGCACGCUGUUAAGAGACGGCGCCAACAAGGAGAUCCUGGGCAUCAUCGUCUCCUACAAAGUGAAGGUGAAGCUGGUGGUGUCACGAGGAGGCCUGCUGGGAGACCUCGCCUCCAGCGACGUGGCGGUGGAGCUCCCCUUCACGCUCAUGCACCCCAAGCCCAAGGAGGAGCCGGCGCACCGGGACGUUCCAGAGAACGAAGCUCCCAUAGAUACAAAUCUGAUAGAACUUGACACAAAUGACGACGACAUCGUGUUCGAAGACUUCGCCCGGCAGCGGCUCAAGGGUGUGAAGGACGACAAGGAGGAAGAGGAGGAGCGCGCGAGCUCCCCGCAGCUCAACGACAGAUAAGCGGGCUCCCGCGCCGCCCCGCUCCGGCGCCGCCCGCGCAUUAGGCUGCUUCUAUUUUGUAUGAUUAUUAAGUUUGUUUUCUACCUGUUCCGGGAGCCUACAGAUCGCCCGAUCGCGACAGCAACUAUAACCGUCCAGCUGCGCCGUGUUGUCACUCUGCAUCCAGCUGCCUGAGCUGCUCUUUCCCGUGCAGGUCUGUGGGCACAUCCUGAGCGGCGCUGGAGCCGGCGGGGGGCAUCGCCGGUGCUCUGCGCCGCUCCGCUCCCCUCCCCGUGCGCUCCAAGCCCUUUCCCCGCCAGUGGGGGCAAACGCCUCUUCCUCGGCCGAGCUGAGCCGAGCCCCGUUGUUUUUUACUUUUUGGGUAAACCUGACUGGGCAGCGCGGUACCUAUUUUUUUUCCUUUUUUUUUUUUUUUUGUAAAGUGGUUACUUUGUACUGGUCAUCGAUACUUGCUUCUUUGGUUUCUCCACCGUAUCUGUGUUGUUUCUGUGUUCUGUCAAAUAAAUUAUUCUAGUUUAUUAAACUCGGAGAAGAAACCAC
Messenger RNA from Rhea pennata, 1904 nucleotides. RefSeq names its product arrestin beta 1 (gene ARRB1). Gene Ontology annotation, cellular component: cytosol; cytoplasmic vesicle; plasma membrane. Bases 108 to 1364 code for a protein of 418 amino acids. Gene Ontology annotation, molecular function: G protein-coupled receptor binding. The record is from RefSeq and is a predicted model, not a curated record. Lineage: Eukaryota; Metazoa; Chordata; Aves; Rheiformes; Rheidae. Gene Ontology annotation, biological process: positive regulation of ERK1 and ERK2 cascade; G protein-coupled receptor internalization; signal transduction. The transcript is spliced from 16 exons.